Messenger RNA from Yamadazyma jaroonii, 294 nucleotides. The record is from the annotation of a GenBank genome assembly. NCBI's taxonomy places the organism in Eukaryota, Fungi, Ascomycota, Pichiomycetes, Serinales, Debaryomycetaceae.
AUGAGAGACACUGAUUUGAAAAGAGAGUCUGAUUUGAAGAGAAGGUUCUUUGAAACCAGUUUGGUGGGAUUCCUUAAAGGUACAGUGGCAGGAAUCAUCACUGGGACUUUCCUCAAUUUCCGUUAUACUCAUCUUAACAAUUUACGUUUCUUUCCUCAUAAAUUUAGUUACAUAUUGAUUUGGGGUUGCUCGGGUAUAUUCUAUAAUCUAGAAAUCGAAAGGAAGAACAUAAGAAAUGAAUUGAUAGUAGAGGAAGAAAUAAAGAGGAACCUAUAUUUACGGGGAGAAAGGUAG